This is a messenger RNA of Jaculus jaculus (lesser Egyptian jerboa), 588 nucleotides long. RefSeq names its product 40S ribosomal protein S2-like. Gene Ontology annotation, biological process: translation. Bases 1 to 588 code for a protein of 195 amino acids. NCBI's taxonomy places the organism in Eukaryota, Metazoa, Chordata, Mammalia, Rodentia, Dipodidae. Gene Ontology annotation, cellular component: cytosolic small ribosomal subunit; ribosome. Gene Ontology annotation, molecular function: structural constituent of ribosome; RNA binding. The record is from RefSeq and is a predicted model, not a curated record. The transcript has 4 exons.
AUGACACCAGUGCAGCCAGAGGGCCCGGAGCACCCGGGGCCGGGCCUGGGCCGUGGAGGUUUCGGCAGCAGUCUCGGGGGCGCGGUCUUGGGCUGGGCCGAGGCUCUGGGACGCCUGGUCAAGAACACGAAGAUCAAGUCCCUGGAGGAGAUCUGUCUGUUCUCCCUGCCCAUCAAGGAGUCUGAGAUUGACUUCUUGGGCGCGUCCCUUAAGGAUGAGGUUUUGAAGAUCGUCCCAGACGGCCACCUCGGCCUGGGUGUCAAGUGCUCUAAGGAGGUAGCCACUGCCAUCCGAGGGGCCAUCAUCUUGGCCAAGCUCUCCAUUGUGCCUGUCCGGAGAGGCUACUGGGGGAACAAGAUCCGCAAGUCCCCUAUAAAGGGCACUGGCAUUGUCUCUGCCCCCGUGCCCAAGAAGCUGCUGCUGAUGGCUGGUAUUGAUGACUGCUGCACUUCAGCCAGGGGCUGCACUGCCACCCUGGGCAACAUUGCUAAGGCCACUUUUGACGCCAUCUCUAAGACCUACAGCUCUCUAACCCCCGACCUCAGGAAAGAGACUGUUCACCAGGUCUCCCUACCAGGAAUUCACUGA